AUGCAGUGGCGCGCAACCUACUUCGGGGUCACUCUGAGAAGAGUAAUGGCGCAGAGAGGCCGGCCGGCGAAGCAACUCCUUGCGGCGAGCGUUCGCGGGAGCAAAAUAGCGAGAACCGACGGAAAAGGCGGUGGCGACCUCGCAGCCGACGCGACUAAAUGAAUGAAAAGCCCCUCAAGACGGAAAUCACAUUUUGGUCCCCUAGAGAAGGCCAAAUUACGCUCCGAUCCCCGUGGCCUUAUCUGGAACCAGCAAACGGCAGAAAUUUUCCGAUAGCGACGUCCGAACGGCCUCGUGGGCCGUAUGAUUAGCGUUCUCACCGACUGAUAAGAUGCCCUUUUGAAAGCUCCACGCCAGCUAGAUCGCCGCCGGGCCUUCUGGGCUGGGAAAGGCAGCCCAGUAAGACUAGAAAUCCACUAUUUUAUUUAUUUAUUUAUUAUAACGAGUUAUUUUUCAUAAAUAAAUUCUUUACCAUGAAUGAUUUUACGAGUUAAUUAUUAAAUAUUUUAAAAUAAAACAUAUUACGCGUAUUACAUUACGCCGUUCGAUGGAGAUCAGAGUCGAUCGACCGCAGUUAUUACACGUGGCGGCCUCUCUUACGCUGAGAUUUCCCUACGUGGCAAGUCAUACUUGAGGUAAAGAGACAGACAGCAGUGGGUGACGUGUUCCCCUCCUGUCGAAAAGAUAUAGCAGUACUGUUGGCAGAUAACUGAAUCAAUCAGCAGGACUGAUGGGGUAGCUGCCGUAUCGCACCUUUAAACGCAGCUCCACGGCCACUUUCUGGCGCUGCCCCCUGAUUUCGGCCUCUCCAGUCUCGCCGCCGCCGGCUGCCCAGCGCAGGGAGCUGAAGCCUGGGUCAGUUCGUCAUUGAGGCUCCUGAUGUGGACGUCUUCUUCCUCCCCUUCAUGGUCCCAGGGUACUACAGGCCAUGAUUACCAUGACUAAGCUCUUCGCCGCGCGCGGCGCGAGGGCCAGCGUGGUCGCCGCCGCCGCCGACGCCACCACAUUGCGGCCUUUGCUGGACAGGACCGACCUCUCCAGCCGCUCUGUGCAGCUUCUCCUUAUCCUCCUCCUCCUUCAACGGCGGUGGCCCGGCACUGCGGGUGCCGCUCCGUAGUCUUCUCCGGGAGCAGCCGCCCGUCUGCCUGGUAUUCGACGCUUUCUUCCCGUGGGCGAUCGACGUCGCGGAGGAGUUCGGCGUGCCGAGGAUCAACUUCCACGGCAGCACCUGCUUCACACCUGCGCCUACGUGAUGCUCGGCCUCCACCCGCCCCUCCCCAGGCGGACCCCGUCGUGCUGAACAGCCUCCCUCACCGCGUGGAGCUGCUCAAGACCCAGUUGGCUGAUUCAACCAUGCCAGCCAUCGCCGCCAUCUUGAGCAACAUCGCCGAGUCCGAGUUCCGCAGCGACGGCAUGCUAGCCAACAGCUUCUACGAGCUGGAGGCGGAGUACUUCAACACCAUCCGCGAAGUCCAGGGGAAGAAGGGCGUCUGGUCCAUCGGCCCGUUGUCGCUCCUCUCCGACGCCGCCGCCGCCGCCGCAGGCGGCGAUGCCGGAGAAGACGCCGGCGGCUACCUGAGAUGAUUCGACGGGAAGAAAUCCGGCUCCGUGGUGUAUAUUUGCUUCGGCUCCGCGGCUCAGCUCUCUGGAGCCCAGCUGGGGGAGAUCGCCGCAGCUUUGGAGACGAUGGAGUGCCCCAUCAUAUGGGUGCUGAAGAGCCCGCCGGAGGGGGGCCUUCUGGAGAAGGUGACGACCGGCGGCAAAGAGAGCCUGGGGAUACUGGUCACCGGGUGGGCGCCACAGAAUCUCAUCCUAGGCCAUGCCCCCGUGGGGGCUUUCAUGACCCACUGCGAGUGGAACCAUGCUUGGAGGCCGUUGCUGCCGGCGAUGGUCACUUGGCCACUCAUGGUGGAAUAGUUCUUCAACGAGAAGCUGUCGGCGACGCAGGUGCUGAAGGCAGGAGCCGGGGUGGGAUUCAGAAUGUGGACUCUAAAUAUGAGUGUAUGAAUAAAUAUACAAGCACAUGAUCAUAAUAAUAGUAGAAACUCAUUUUUUAGAUAUUAGUAAAAAUAAAUAGAAGAUAAAUCACCAAGCUAUCAAGAACACUGAUAAAAUUAAUACUUUCACUAAACACUUCUAAUCUACAUCUCAAAACCCUUGAGAUGACCCACACAUUGAAGAGUCAGUAAUUAUUUUUUGUCUCUUUCUAUAAGGAUUUUAAUUACAAUAGAAAGAGACCAAGAAAGAGAUAAAUAGUUGAUGGAGAGAGAAUAGAAUUAAGAAAAAAAGAUAAAUAACUCUUUACCUACUUCAAUAGUUGUCAUGUAGUCUAUCUCUGUAGUAGAUCAUGCGAUAGUAAUUUGAAGUGUAGACUUUCAACUCAUAGGUCCACUAGUCACAAUAAAAAUAUGUCUCGUCAUAGAUAUUUGAUGAUUUAAAUUUUUGAUAAAAUUUACAUCAAUAAAGUCAACAAUAGAAAGAUAACUUUAUUAGUCAAAAUAAUUUUUAAAAUCUAAAGAACUCUUUAAAUAUCAGAUAAUUCACUUUACUGUGUUCUAAUACUACUUUUUUAGAUUGCUUAUAAAUUUAUUAACAAGUCAAAAUCUAUGAACAAUAUCUGAUCUUGUACAUACGAUAAUAUAUCAAUCACUUUCAAGAUAUAACUCUUAUGAGUCAACUAUAGUUGACUUAACUUUCAAUUUGUAUAGAUCUUCAUACUAAUAAUCUUCUUUACCACACUAAGAUUUUUUAUGUCAAAUUUUAUAUUCAAUAGUGAUGUCAUAUGAAUUAUUCGAAAGCAAUGAAUAUUCAUCAACAUAGAACAUCAAAAUAAUUAAAGAAUCAUUACCACAAGUCCUCAUAUAAAUAUAACAAUCAAAAUCACAUCUUAUACAGUCAAUAUGUGAUAUGUAAUAAUCAAUUUUUUUGUAUUAUUGUCUCGAUGCCUAUUUUAACCCAUAAAGAGACAUCUUCAAUUGAUAGACAAGAUGUUGUAAGCCAUACAUAACAAAAUCUUCUAACUAGUAUAUGUAAAUAGUCUCCUUCAAAUCUCUAUAAAAAAAUGUCGUCUUCACAUUCAACUACUUAAAUUUCAUAUAUUCAUGUGUGACAAUAGUUAACAUCAAACAAAUAUACAUGUCUCACAAUAGAUAAAAAUAUUUUAUAUAAAUAAUUUCAUACUUUUGUGUAAAGAUUUUGCAACAAGCCUUAUCUUGUACUAUGGUUGAUUACUAUCAAUCAUUGAUGUCUUUUUCUUGUACACUAAUUUGUACCAAAUAGUUCAUUUAUUUGCAAAAAGAUCUACUAAUUAUUAUGUGCGAUUUUUAUCUAAAGAUGUUUACUCUUCAUAAAUCAUUUGUAGUUACUUCUCCUUUUUAGGACAACUAAUUAUCUCUCGAAAAGUUAUAGUUUUGUCAUCGUCAAUUUGUUUACUUUAUGCUUGCCCCCUCUACUAGUAAUACAAUUAAGAACACUGAUGAUUCUACAACUCGAUCUUUACUCACAACAGAAUGAAGAAGAUUAUGUACAAUACUCACCUUUAAUUUUAUUUUGUAUUCAAUAUGAGUGUCAUCAGAUUCUUGAACUGUGUUAUGUAGAGAAAGAUUUUAACAUAUGAUCUUCAUCAAAUACUACAUCUCUAUUACAAAUAAACUUCUUUGCCUCUGAAUCUCAAAGUUGAUAUUACUUUACGUUAGUCUUAUAUCCCAAAAAUAUAUAUUUUUUCAACUUUAAAUCUAAUUUUGAUCUUUCACCAAUAGGUGUAAAGAUAUAUAGUAGACAUCUAAAUAUAUGCAAAUUUAAAUAGUCAAGAUAAUUUUUAGUUUAUACCUCUUAGUAAAAUUCUGCCUGAAAUAAAAAAAAUAACAAAACAUAAUUUGAAAAUAGUAGAAAAUGUAACUUUAAAUUUUAAAAAAUUGAAAACCUUUUUUUCAAACCUCAACAUCUUAGAAAAAACAUAAUAUGAAAUUCAAAAAUUAAAAUCAUUAGAAGAAUAACUUUUAUUGGUACAAACUUUUACAAAAAAAAAUACUUGUUGAAAAUACAAAAACUUAUAAUCAUACUAACCUUGUUUCCUACAUCAUUUUGCAUGCAAGAGAAAUUAAAGCAGUUAUAGUUGAUUGAUGCCAAAAGAUAUUAAGAUAAUUAUUAUUGAGUUAGAUGUUAGAAUACUCCUCAAAUACAUGAUAAAUAACAACAAUUUUAUUUUUACAGAUUUUCACUGUGGCCUUAUGAAUAAUAUUUACUUGAUGUGAAAAUUUGAUUGAUCAUUUUAGUUUAACAAAGAUUUUUUACACCUUGAUCUAUAACUGUUAAACUCUAGAGUUUACAUGACAGAAUUCGUAACAUUAUAUUUCCCUCUUAUUUCUAUUUUCUAGAUACUAUGCCAUUCUUUGAUUAUAGAUGUUGCAUUGUGGAACUAGUUAAGGGGAUUAUAUUUCCCUACUGAUGUUUUAUUUGCUCUACUGCUUCUUACUUUCUCCAAUCUACCUAUGCAAGCCUUUAGAUCAUAUAUUACAGUGUUGUCUUUGUGCCGUCACUUCCUUUUUUAAGGAUUGUGCUGUUCUUAAGCUUUUCUCAGUCGACGAACAUGGAUGAUAAGAUUUGAUAUGUAUUGCUCACCCACUCUGCCUUCUCUCUCCUCCCACCUUGACUAAACCUCCUAGAACCUUUCCUCUAUGUCUGGUAUGUCUAUUGGUAUGGUCACUUUGCGUCACAAUACUCUCUAGCUCAGUCUUGGAUGCUGGGACAAGGAAUUGAUUCUGCUGCUUGAUACCCCUCACAUGAUGCCCACAAAUAGUUUGGACAUUUUUUGUCGGAUUCAUGUGAUCUGGUGUGUUGGCUCAGAAGUCACUAGUAGAGUCUUGCUGAAUGUGCCUUCCUCAUCUGCCUAAAUCAUUGGUGAUAUUGGACUGGGGAUGGUAUUGAGACCCAGAGAAUACAGAAAAGCUAAAUUUUAUCUAUAAAAGACCCUCUUAAUAAGUGCUCAUGCUGUUUCUUCUAGUCAGUGCAUUUUAUAGGCAUACCUUGUGAGCCAAUUUCUGUAUUAUUGUUACAUUUUCGAUACCCUAAUCACCUCAAGAUGGAUCACAAUGACUCGCACAUCCCUCCCCUUUCUUGCAUUACUGGUGAGUAGAACUGGUCUCGUAUUGGGUCACUCAGUAUAGGUAGUUCAAUCUUGGGAAGCCUCAGUCCAACCAUGGGGAAGUAUGUCAACGCAAAUUGGACCGCUGACGAACGAUUUCACUCAAGGUACCACCCAGCGAAAUAACUUUCGAAUUGAUGAUGAUGGUGCCAACGAAAAAACAAUUACAAACGAGGACUACAUGUGUGUUUAACAAUAUAAAUAUUCCCAAUUAGAAAUCAAAGUGAAAAUGUCUCUUACGGCUGUCACCACUCAAUAGAGUGAAAAUUUCGGUGAUGAUGGGUAUUUAAUGAAUGACACCCGGUGGAUCUGAGAUUGACGAAAGGAGGGCAUAUCCCAGGGAGCUUCUUUCUAAGGUUCACGUAGCAAAAGUAGGUUCGUUCAAGAUCAUGUCGGCAGUAAAUUUUGGUACCAGACGAUCUCAACGUGCAUGAUUAGGGUAGAAACCCUCGAUUAUCCAGCGGAAAGUACGAGUAAUUCGAGGGAAGAAAACAGACGCUGGCGGGGAAUUCAUCAGGAAAACUCAUUGCAUUCGUACAUACGACGACUAGAUAGAAAGAGGGAGAAGAUGCAGUGGCGGCGCAACCUACUGCGGGGUCUCUCGGAGAAGAGUAAGGGCGAACAGAGAGGCGGCUGGCGACGCAGCCCCUGGUGGCGAGCGUUCGAAGGGGAAAAUAGCGAGAACCGACGAAAAAGGCGGUGGUGAUCUCGCAGCCGACGCGACUAAAGUAAUGAAAAGCCCUCACGAGGGAAAUCGCAUUUGCCCCCCUAGAUAAACCGAAUUACGAUCCGAUCCCCGUGGCCUUACCUCGAACCAGCGAACGGUCACAAUUUUCCGAUAGCGACGUCCAGACGGCCUUAAGAUUGAGCGGGUACGAUUAGCGUUCUCACCGACUGAUAAAAUACCCUUCUGGCAGUUCCACGCCAGAUAGAGCGCCGCCGAGCCUUCUGGGCCGGGCAAGUCCAGCCCAGUGACACCAGAAAUGCACUAUUUCUUUUUAUUUUAUUUUAUUUAUUAUAAAAAUUUAUUUUUUAUAAAUGAAUUUCAUUACCAUGAAUGAGUGCUUAUCGUCGUAUUUUACGAGUUAAUGAUAAUAAAUAUUUCUUAAAUCAGAAAUACUACGCGCCUUACAUUACGCCGUUCGAUCCAAACCAGAACCGAUCGACCCAGAUUCUUACACGGGGCGGCUUCUCGUACGCUGAGUUUCCCUACGUCGGUGGCGAGUCAUACUUGAGGCAGACAGCAGUGGAUGACGUGUUCCCAUCCUGACUAAAACAUCUACUAACUGAAUCAGCAGGAUUGAGAGGGUUGGCCUACCGCAUUGUCAAACGCCGCCCUGCCCCACGCCCUAACCCCAAAUCUCCGGCGCUGCCCCUGUUCUCGGCCCCUCCAUUCUCGCCGCCGCCGGCUGCCCAGCGCAGGAAGCUGAAGCAUGGAUCAGCCCACCAUGGAGGCUCCUGAUGUGGACGUCUUCUUCCUCCCCUACAUGGUCCCAGGGCACUACAGGCCCAUGGUGGGCAUUGCCAAGCUCUUCGCCACGCGCGGCGCGAGGGCUAGCGUGGUCGCCGCCGCCACCGACCCCGCCGCCUUACGGCCUUUGCUGGACUGGACCGACCUCUCCGGCCGCUCUGUGCAGUUUAUCCUCCUCCCUUCCUCAUCCUCCUCGAUGGCCGACCUUGGCGCGGUGCUGCGGGAGCCGCUCCGUCGUCUUCUCCGGGAGCAGCCGCCCGUCUGCCUGGUGUUCGACGCUUUCUUCCCGUGGGCGAUCGACGUCGCGGAGGAGGUUGGCGUGCCGACGUUCACCUUCCACGGCAGCAGCUGCUUCACUUCCUGCUGCUACAAGAUGCUCGGCCUCCAUCCGCCACCUCCCCAGGCGGACCCCGUCGUGGUACCCGGCCUCCCUCACCGCGUGGAGCUGCUCAGGACCCAGUUGGCUGAUUCGACGGUGCCGUUCAUCGCCGCCAUCUUUAGCAAAAUCACCGAGUCCAAGUCCCGAAGCGACGGCAUGCUGGUCAACAGCUUCUACGAGCUGGAGGCAGAGUACUUCGACACCACCCCCCAAGUCCAGGGGAAGAAGAGCGUCUGGCCCAUCGGCCCGUUGUCGCUCCUCUCCGACGUCGCCGCCACCGCCGCCCGGGAUGCCGGAGAAGACGCCGGCGGCUCCCUGAGAUGGCUCGACGGGAAGAAACCCGGUUCCGUGGUGUACAUCUGCUUCGGCUCCAUGGCCCAGCUCUCCGGUGCCCAGCUGGGGGAGAUCGGCGCGGCUCUAGAGACGAUGGAGUGCCCCUUCAUAUGGGUGCUGAAGAGCCCACCGGAGGGGGGGCUUCUGGAGAAGGUGACGGCCGGCGGCAAAGAGAGCCGGGGAAUACUGAUCACCGGGUGGGCGCCACAGAAUCUCAUCCUGGGCCACGCUGCCGUGGGGGCCUUCAUGACCCACUGCGGGUGGAACUCGUGCCUGGAGGCCGUCGCCGCCGGCGUGCCGAUGGUCACCUGGCCGCUCAUGGCGGAGCAGUUCUUCAACGAGAAGCUGGUGACACAGGUGCUGGGGGCGGGCGUGGGGGUGGGAUCCCGAGUGUGGACCAUGAAUGAGGAAGAAAGGGACCUCAUUGGCAGGGAAGACAUCCGCAGGGCGAUUGCACGGGUGAUCGACGGCGGCGAGGAGGCAGCUGCCCUCCGGAGAAGGGCAGCGGAGCUGGCGUCGUCAGCUCGGAAGGCCGUCGCCGAAGGUGGGUCCUCAUACGAGAAUGUGGGCUGCCUGAUCGACCAGCUGCGACGGGGAGAGUGGUGCAAACUGGCGGCGGCGGCGGGACCGUAGACGACGGUGGCGGCGGACUGAAAUGGGUGUUGUUAGAACGCUCUUUCUUCCACAGUCAGCUGUUCAUCAAAGAACGCGAUGUUAUCAGUCUUAUUCGAGCUCCUUGGGAGGAACCCAUUGCGGGGCCGCGUACCCGAGGAACCACAACUAACUAAUAUCAAUCAAUCAAUGGAUCAACUAACUGUUUUACACGAGAACGAGAGCUCUGCGGAGAAAGAUUCGACUCCUCUACUUUCACAUGUACAGCACACCUCUCAAAUCAAAUCACUAUAGAACAGAGAUCCUCGAACACCGUUCUCAUGCUGGGUCUCUCAUUUACAGGCAGAAUACAGCGGAGAGACACGGCCAAGAGCUCGUCCAUUGCCUUGGGGAGGUUCUCCUCAUGGACGGCGAUGUCCCUGUCGAAGCAUUCUGCUCCCCGCCCCUCCCGCACGCACAUCCGCACCCAGUCGGUGAGAUCGACGGCGCCGGACUGGCCGGAAAUUAUGUCACCGGCGCUCCUCCUGGUCAGCAGCUCCAUCAUUAUCACCCCGAAGGCGUAAACGUCGGCCUUCACCGUCGGGAACGGCCGGCUCGAGCCAGCUAGCUCAGGGGCGGCGUACCCGAGGGCUCCCAGAUUGAGCAUCUGCUCGCUGAUGCCGUUGGGGGUCAUGAGGCGAUGCAGGCAGUAGUCGGUCAGCUGGGCAGUGAGAUCAGGUCCAUUUAAGAGUAUGUUGGCCGGCUUCAGGUUGCCAUGGGGCAGGCCCCUGUCAUGGUGAAGAUGCACCAGGCCCCGGGCAAUGUCGAUGGUGAUCUUGAGCCGCUGGGUCAGUGACAGGGGGGAAUGCCUUCUUGGGGUAGAUUCUGCGGAGUGAGCGCCCAUUAGGCCUCCAUCAGCGAAACCAAGGUAGAUUAUGCAGAGCUAGUUAUAUCGAACGAAUAAAAGAUUGACAUGAGCUGAUUCAUUGCUCUCUGAAUCAUGCCCUGUACUCUGUCACCUACAGAUUAUGUAGAGGACGAUCAAAUGAUCAUAAAGUAUGAAGAAAAGUAGAGAUAUGUAGGAAGAAAAGCCUUAUCCAUGACAUGGUGCAUAGAACAGCCAUCAACUCAAUUCUCACGGCUUGCAUCGAACGGCUCUUCUGAAGAAACAAAUUGGUUCAGGCUUUUAUUAACCCACACUUCUCAUCCUGUUGGCCCACUCUUUCAUUGGUUUUCUCACCAUGGCAGCUACUGCCUCUUCACAUCUGGCGGCCACAGACGACAGGCAAACCUGCACACUCUGUGACUUAAAAUGCCAAGACUGUUAUCAGAUGGCAUACCUUGAGUAAAAUCGUUCGUCAGCGGUCCAAUUUGCGUUGACACACUUUAAGUCAGCCAAAGCCAACUUUCCCAUAGUUGGACAGAGGCUUCCCAAGAUUGAACUGCCUAUAAACUGAGUGACCCAAUACGAGACCAGUUCUACUCACCAGUGAUGCAAGAAAGGGGAGGGAUGUGCGAGUCAUUGUGAUCUGUCUUGAGGUGAUUAGGGCAUCGAAAAUGUAAUACAACAAUUGGCUCACAAGGUAUGCAUAUAAAAUACACUUACUAGAAGAAACAACAUGAGCACUUAUUAAGAGGGUCUUAUAUUAGAUAAAAUUUAGCUUUUCUAUAUUCUGUGUCCCAAUACCAUCCCCAGUUAAAUAUCACCAAUGGUUGAGGCAGAUGAGGAAGGCACACUCAGCAAGACUCUACCAGUGACUUCUGAGCCAACACACCAGACCACAUUAAUCCAACAAAAAAUGUCCAAAAUAUCUGUGGGCAUCAGGCGAUGGGUAUCAAGCUGCAGAAUCAAUUCGUUGUCCCAGUAUCCAAGGAAUAACUGAGCUAGAGAAAAACGGUAUUGUGGAGCAAAAUGGCCUUACCAGUGGACGUGCCAGACACAGCGGAAAGGUUCUUGGAGGUUUAGUGAGCAAGGUGGGAGGAGAGAGAAGGGAAAGGGGGUGAGCAAUGCAUAUCAAAUCUUAUCAUCCGUGUCCGUCGACUGAGAAAAGCUUAAGAACAACACAAUCCUUAAAAAAGGAAACGACUGUACGAAGACAGCUGUGUAGCGUAUGAUCCAAAGGCUUGCAUAAGGAGAGUGGAGAAAGUGAGAAGCAGUUGACCAAACAGAAACAUCAGUAGGACAAUAUAAUGCUCUGAACCAGUUCCACAAUGCAGCAUCUAUAAUCAAAGAACGGCAUAAUUUCUAGCAACUAGAAAUAAGAGGAAAAUGUAAUGUCGCGAAUUCCAUCAUGUAAACAGUUAACUGAAGAUGCUCAACAAAUUACAUGAAAUGACGCCUGAAAAAAAUAUAGUUCAAGUUCAUACCAUGAAGAUGGAGUGCCAAGCUAUCUCCAUUAAUAUAAUCUGAUAGAAUUAGACGCUCCUGUUCCCUUGGUCCCCAAUAAUAGCUCCGCAAGGGAACUAUGUUCUGGUGUCGAAUAGAUCCAAUCUUUUUCACCUCUUUGGAGAACUCCUUUUUACGUCUUACAAGACCAACUCUCAACCACUUAACCGUCAAUGUGUGGCCAGUAUCCAUGGUUGCUUUGUAUGAAGUUCCAUGGCUGCUUCUACCAAGUACUUCUGCUGGGGCGCGAGACAAAUCCUCUGCAGUAAAUGUCAACGAAUUAUCCAAGAAAAACAAUUCUCCAGCAAGUCGAUCAGGUGAAUAGACGUCUAACACUACAGGUUGGUCAGCAAAGUCUAUGUUUCUAAUAGAAUGUGGUGAAGAUGUCAACGGAGAACCGGGGGAUGCUUUCAAUCCACCAGUUGGAGAGCAUCCAUCCUGCACAGGCUCAAACCCAAUUUCUCUUGAAUUAGAGAAACCUCUUUCAACUGUCCCAGUUGCCAUUUCUUUCUGUGCAGGCAAUGCCCUCGAUGCUGAAGUCAAUAAUUGAUCAUUGGAAAAACUCACUGAAUUUUGCACUGCAUCACUUUUGUGGAACCUGAAAAUAUUAGAUGGAGAAAAUCUUGCCAAUUUUACCUCUCUCCCUGAUGCAUACUCUCUGAACCCAUUUUUUCCACACAGCUCUUGAGUCGCUAUCAUAUAAACAGCCAUAAAGAUAAAGAAAAUCAACACAACAGCUCCAAUGGAACCAACAAUAAUUGCAACUAGAAUUCUAGAUUUCAUCUGUCGAUGUUCCGAGUGACCUCCAAUGACCCCUGACCCAGUCUCUGGGUAAGAUGGCCGACCAGGUAAGACUAGUAAAGCAUUUCCCGGAUGAAAUGAGUCAUCAUCAAACUUCCUCAGGUGUUCAGGAACAAGACCUGAAAGAUCAUUGUAGGCAACAUCGAAUUUCUUUAGAUUGAUUUGAGGAAAAUCCGGGAUCUUACCCUUGAAGUCAUUCAUAGACAGGUCAAGAACUUCCAAAUCAUUAAGGCUGGCUAGUUCAACUGGAAUCUCCCCAGAAAAGGAAUUUUUUCCAAGGUCAAGAUAUUUAAGCUUCUGCAACUCAGCAAUUUCAGGAGGCAAUGAACCAGAGAGAGAGUUAUCAGACAAAUCCAAAAACUCCAUUGGUAAAAGAGAUGGUACAGCUAGUGAUUCAGUUGAAUGAGGAGCUUGAAUUGGUAGGUUUCCCGUAAAUUGAUUCGCUGAAAGAUUCAAAUAUGUUAAGGACAAUGAUAUCAAAAGGCUAGGAAAGAGAGUCCCUGUGAGCUUGUUUAGACUAAGGUCAACAACAGACAACUGAUGGCCAAGUUCUAACACGGAAGGAAGAGAUCCAACCAAAGAGUUAUUUCUCAUCUUCAAAGAAGUCAAGCCUUGAAACUGAAAAGUAUUAUUUGGUAUGUUUCCUGACAACAUAUUUGAACUCAAGUCAACAACUUCUAUCGUAGAUCCCCAAUUCUCCAUCCAAGACAAAUCACCAGACAACAGGUUCAUACUCAAAUCCACUAUUUUGCAGCUGCCAAUAACUGCGGGUAACGAACCAGAUAAUGCAUUCGAUGAAAGGUUCAAAACUUUCAAAGAGGUAGAGUUAAUAGCAAAAAUUUGACCUGUGUAAGAAAAGACGAUGAAAGUAUUAAAGUUAGGGCCAUAAAAAAUCAGAAAAUAAUAUCUGCCAUAAUUAAAAAAAUCAUUUAAGGUUAGGGUGAGGAAAAGAUAAUGAACUUCCAAAUCCAACCAAGGAAGAAAAACACAUCAGUGACAAACAGUCAUAGAUGUAGCAUGACACAAAGUUGGGGAUGAAGUGCCAUUAUUAACAUUUAAUAGACAGAAAGUAGGAACUCCGAGUUUUUUUAGCAUUAAAACGAGUCAUUCACGUACCAGAUAUCAAAUAUAUACAUAUAUAUAUAUAUAUAUAGAGAGAGAGAGAGAGAGAAAGAGAAAUGAGUAUUUAACUAGAUUCAUACCCAUAAAAAGCACAAUCGAUUUGAUCUCAAAAUGUCACACAAAAUAUCCAGGAUACUAUUCCUUUUAAAGCACAAGGAAUUAAACUGCAUAUGGUUUUUGACAUAAAAGUCUGGAGUGGAAGGAACUCCACCGCCCCUAAUAUGGUAGACUCGCCCAACUAUGACAAAUACAAUAGACCAUCUGGAAGAAAUCUAAAGAACACUGUCAUCAACUAUCAUAAAUUCAAUUCCGAACUCGAUAUGAUAGGUACCAAUCCGCUGUUUCCUUUUAAACUGAUUUACCUCGGUAAAGAACAAUAAAUUGAAAAGAAGAAACCAUGAAAUCAUCCGGGGCAAGUGUGCAAUUUUAUGAAGCAUAAAUAUCUAACAUAGAAGUCAAGAACCAAUUGAGAACCCCAACAUGUUCGCUGCAUUGAUAAUUCUGAAACCUCGUUUCGAGGUAUCAAAUAUACAAUCGAUUCUGAGAUAAAAGGGAAACAGAAUACCAUUGAAGUAACUUACCAGUAAAUCCAUUUCCACUCAGGUCAAGCUCCAACAAGGCUAUUGAGCUCCCAAAGAGCCCUGCUUGGAGAGGGCCGAAUAACUGGUUAUUUCCUGCCCGUAGAACCCUCAAAUUGGGCAAGACAUCAAAUGACGGGAGCUCGCCAUUCAGCUGGUUAUAACUGACGUCCAAAAUUUCCAAAUUUUUGAACAAAGGAAGAGUGGCAUUGGUAAAGAAUGCCCCACUGAUCUUGUUGUAACUCACAUUAAUAGUCUUCGCCGUGUUUGCCAAACUCGAGAGAUUUUCGGUUUCCAUCGUCAACAUACCGUGGAAUAUGUUGUUACUCAGAUCAAGGUGUUCUACGUUCCGUAGCUCUGAGAAUAUGUCCCCAACAUCACCCCUCAGGCUGUUCUGGCUCACAUCCAGAACCCUUAGCUGCUGCAGAUUCCUCAUUCCACCAGGGAACCCCCCCGUGAAGCCAUUCCGCGAAAGAUUUAGGUACACGAGGCCCCAGAGUUCUGUGAUCCUCCGCGGAACAGGGCCGUAGAACCGGUUCCCCGACAGAUCCAGGUGUUGCAGAGACGCCAUUGACCCAACCGUCGGGACGAGCCUGCCAGUCAAGUUAUUUCCCGACAGGCUGAGGUUGCGGAGGGACCGCAUUCCAACGAGAGUAGAGAACUUGAGGUCGCCACUGAGGCCGAUGCCGUCCAGAGCCACACCAACCACGACCCCAUUCCCCUCGCACAUUACACCAUGCCAGGAGCUGGGGCAGCCAUCCGGCUCCAAUGGCGACGAUUCGUUCCACGACCCGAGGACCAGGCCCGAGGGAUCGUCUCGGAUGCCUUUCUUGAACUCGAGCAGAGAUCGGACGUCGUCGUUUUCCCCGGUAGAGAGCGGCGGCUGCUGCGCCACGGUGGAGUAGAUCAGCAAGGGAAACACCAGAAAAUGGAGACGGAGGGCCAUCCCUACCCUCCCACCCCUCUGUACGGCCCUCUCUCUACCACCUGCCGCAACCGGCCAUGGGCAUUGGCGAAGAAUCUCCACAAACUUGAUGAGGAAUCGGGUGGGGAAGAAGGCGAGGUCGAAGAAAAAUGGGGAUGAGAAAGUUAGGGUUCUUAUUGUAAGCUGCUGUGGCGAACGUGGUCGACGGAAGAAGGAAGUUUUCGUUAUGCUCUCUCUGGACUGCAGAGGGAGUGAAGAGAGAGAGAGAGAGAGAGAGAGAGAGAGAGAGAGAGAGAGAGAGGGGAACACCCUGUAA
Molecule: messenger RNA, 14045 nt
Organism: Spirodela intermedia
Lineage: Eukaryota; Viridiplantae; Streptophyta; Magnoliopsida; Alismatales; Araceae
Source: the annotation of a GenBank genome assembly